AUGGCAGCAGCGAUUGGUCUGAACGGAGUAAAGGUUGGAACAACGUCGUCUCAGGCGUAUCUGGAAGGAAAGGCCGUGAAGGAGACGAAAGCUCUUAUGGCGGAACUGUGUCGCCACUUCUACGGUUUGGGAUGGGUAUCGGGAACUGGUGGCAGCAUCAGCAUCAAAGUCCACGAUGAUUCCAUUCCCAAACCUCAACAACUCAUUCUCAUGUCCCCUUCUGCUGUUCAGAAAGAAAGAAUGGAACCAGAGGAUAUGUAUGUGUUAUCUGAGAAUGGGUCAGUUUUGUCUGCCCCAUCUCCCAAACCUUACCCACAUAAGCCUCCCAAGUGUACUGAUUGUGAUCCACUUUUCAUGAAGGCAUAUGAAAAGCGUGAUGCUGGGGCUAUCAUUCACAGUCAUGGGAUAGAAUCUUGCCUUGUAACAAUGAUCAAUCCUUUUUCAAAGGAAUUCCGAAUUACUCACAUGGAGAUGAUAAAAGGGAUCAAGGGGCAUGGUUAUUAUGAUGAACUAGUGGUCCCAAUAAUUGAUAACACAGCCCAUGAACAUCAACUCACAGAAUCUUUUGCUAAAGCAAUUGAAGACUAUCCAAAAACAACAGCUGUGCUUGUUCGCAACCAUGGGAUAUUUGUUUGGGGAGACUCAUGGAUCAGUGCUAAAACUCAGUCUGAGACUUACCAUUACCUCUUUGAUGCUGCUAUCAAACUUCAUCAAAUGGGAUUGGACUGGUCGACUCCAAAUCAUGGUCCAAUACAAAGUGCACGGAGGGGUUUAAGUAUUGCUGGGGAGUCAAAUUUGUCUACAAAGGCAAGGAAAGAUAACAGCGACAUUGGUCCAUAUCCACGUUGCAUUGUUCUUGACAUUGAAGGAACUACUACUCCCAUAUCAUUUGUUUCAGAGGUUCUCUUUCCGUAUGCCCGUGAUAAUGUUGGGAGGCAUCUUUCUGCAACAUACGAUACUUCUGAAACUAAAGUCGAUAUCAAAUUGCUUCGCUCCCAAGUUGAAAGUGACAUUGAACAAGGGAUUGCAGGUGCUGUGCCUAUCCCCCAAGAUGAUGCUGGGAAAGAUGAAGUCAUUUCUGCUAUAGUUGCUAAUGUGGAUGCUAUGAUCAAAGCGGAUAGAAAGAUCACUGCCUUAAAAGAGUUGCAGGGUCAUAUAUGGCAAACUGGUUAUGCGAAUAAUGAAUUGGAGGGAAUAGUUUUUGACGAUGUACCUGAGGCUCUAGAAAAGUGGAAUGCCUUGGGCAUAAAGGUGUACAUAUAUUCGAGUGGCAGCAGAUUGGCGCAAAGGCUAAUAUUUGGAAAAACAAACUUUGGGGACCUAAGAAAGUUCCUAUCUGGGUUUUUUGACACCACAGUGGGGAACAAAAAAGAGACACAAAGUUAUGUUGAAAUUUCUCAAUCACUUGGUGUGGAUAAUCCAUCAGAUAUUUUAUUUGUCACCGAUGUAUAUCAAGAAGCUACAGCUGCAAAGGCAGCAGGUUUGGAGGCAAUAAUUUCUAUUCGACCUGGAAAUGGACCUCUCCCUGAAAAUCAUGAGUUCAAGACUGUCAAAUCCUUCUCGGAGAUCUAA
Vicia faba (fava bean) is the source of this 1572-nucleotide messenger RNA. Lineage: Eukaryota; Viridiplantae; Streptophyta; Magnoliopsida; Fabales; Fabaceae. The record is from the annotation of a GenBank genome assembly.